UUUCCCACAUACGCUCCCGAACACAAAAGGAAGAUAAUUUAUUGCAGAUUGGAUGCUGGUAAAAUACAAAGCUCCACCUACCUUUUGAAUGAACACAAUGGAUUCAAUGACUCAGCAUUUGACAAAAACAGCCGAGAUUGACUGAUUACCAUGGAAACACCUAUUUAUUUUCCAUUUGAUUUGGAUAAACUGCCAACAACUCUAAAUACUACUGUAAUCCCAUACAAUGGAAACACCACUGGUCUGUAUGCCAAUUUUGUCAACAUCAUCAACUCUACGACGUGGGCCAACCUUCAGCCUCAAAACAUCCACGAACGAGCAGACGACAUCUUCACCAAACCAGAGAACAUCAUAACUCUGAUCUUGUGUUUCCUAGCUUUGGCUGUGAAUGCAAUCUCUAUAGCAGCUACAGCUCAUAUUCCACAUGGACUGACGAACCACUCCAAACUCAUCAUAAGUCUAGCUGUAUCUGAUAUCCUGGUGACACUAAGCGUCUUUAUGCACAUUCUUAUUAAAGUCGUUGUGGCACCUAUUAUUCCACCUACACUAGAUAACGUAUCAGAAAGACUGACUUCUGCAUGCAUGUUCCAAUUUGUGAACUCCAUUAACAUAACAGCACAUCUGAUUUCCUUGUUUAAUCUCUUUGCCAUGGCAUUGGAUCACUACAUCUCCGUCCUGCAACCACUCCACUAUUACCACAUCAUGAAUAACUUCCGCGGGAAUCUCAUGAUAACCAUUUUGUGGGUCACGGCAUUCGUUGGUGGCUUCUCAAACUUUCUGGCCGGAUUUGGAAAGACGGAUAAAGAUGAUUUUGUGAAUUUUUGCGAGUAUACACUAUAUUCAGAGUACCAGGCAGAAUAUAUAGUGAUAAUAAUGGCACUGAUCUGUCUCGUCUCUAUCUUAUUUAUCUAUAUACGGAUAUAUCGAGAAGUGAAGCAAAUAAACGCAAAAUGUGUCAUGCUUCUCAAGGACGGACUUCAUAACAAAAAGGCUCUGCGGACAACACUUCUCAUCAUAGGAACAUUUGUUGUGUGUUGGUUACCUAGCAUGACUUUUCAGAUAGCUAUGAUCAUCCAAGUCCACGUUAAUACUGAAACAGUGAAAAAACUCUUCACAACUCUGAUUCGUGCAAAUAAGUACCUCUAUGCACUUUUACUAGUUAACUCCCUCACUGACCCAAUCAUUUACGCUGUGCGACUUAAGGAUGUACAGAAUGGGUAUUUCAGACUUCUGUCCCGAUGUUCAAAAUUCUAUCAGGAGAAAGUGAAAGAGGAAAUCUACAGCCAGUCGAGAAUUGCUUUCAAUUCCAAAAGGAGGUCAACGGAAAAUACAAUAAAAUUUCUUUUAACGGACUGCAACUCCAACCAACCUACGACUGGCAUACACAGAGACACAUCGGCUCCACUUUUGUGUGACAACGAUGUUGUAAGUGAAAUGUACUCUUUGACAAGAGAUAUACAUAUGAAUGUGCUUUUCCAGAAUGAAACUGCUGAAACGGAACAUUGCGAACUCCAUGCACUUUCCUGCCAAAAUGAUGAAGAAAACACAGUGCAGCUCAGUGAAAACACUCUUUGUGAUAAUAGUUUUGUGAUAGUAUCAAACAAUGGUGUUCAGCAACCUGCUUGCAGCUCAUCUGGAAAACCUAUAGGACAAGUCACAAGUGAAAUAUCACACUGUGAUACCAGUAAUCGUGUAGUAGAUAAUUGCAAUAGACGUGAAACGGAACUGUCCCACACAGUUUCUGUUCACAUGCCAGUCGGGAAAAGUAAUCUUCCCUCAGGUAAAGAAUUCCUGUGCAAUUCUAAACGAAGUAGAUACUCAGUCUAGCAUUUAGCUCCACUAAGUGCAAAAAUUAGUCUGAAGUUUAAGGAUACUCAUUAACACACUUGUGUUGAUUAUCAAUCUGUAAUGUAUUACCUUACAACAAACUAUUUUUACAUAAGAAAUUCCAAAGAAAAUAAAAAUUGUCUAUUUUUUUUUUUUAGUUUUGAACCUUAAUGUUGGUAGAAAUUCCUGAUUCCACAUCAUCCACUUAAGAAAUUAUUGUGUGAUUUGGGUUAAGGUGCUGAACUCUUAAUUCCAUUUUAAGUCUUGUAAAAGCUAGUCCAAAAUUAUAGAAAUUAUAGUGCUACACUUUGUGAUAUAAUUAACUGAUAUGCUUGACUGAAUGUGAUAUGGUUCAGUGAAUGUUCAUUUUUCUUUUUUUCAUAUAGUUGGGUGUAAUUCUAGCACUUUGUGAUAAUGGUUGAGUGGAUUCAUCCAUUUUUGUUACAGGGUUGAGAGAAUGUAACCACUUUGUGGUAUGGUUGAAUAAAUUCUUUUUGGUAUGGCUGCAUUGUAAAUUAUUUGUGAUAUGGUUGAGUAAAUUCUUUGUGGUAUGAUUAAAUUCUUUGUGAUAUGGUUGAGUAAAUUCUUUGUGGUAUGAUUAAAGUCUUUGUGAUAUGGUUGAGUAGAUGGGUGCAUUACAUUACCACUUCAUAUUCAAAAUUGUCAUUACUGCCAAUACUUUUUACUGCAUCAAAAUAGUAUACAUUACCAUUACAUUUAUAUGUUUACAUUACUGCAACAACUGUGUUGGCCAGCUUCUUAUGCAUGUACAUGUAAAAAAGUUCAAAGCCUAAUUUCUAACGAAUUUGUAACCACGAAAGAUUAACCUACAUUGCUGGGAUAUGAAACAAACUUCUAAAUAAAGAUGAUGUCAUUUAAUUAAAGGCUUUACAUCUACUUCAAGUCAUGAAUUAUACGGAAUAGAACUCGUACUUAUCUGUACCUCAACUACAAGGAGAAUGUAAUUGCUAAUCAAAUAACUGUAUUGAUAAAUUGCAGCAGUAAUGCACACCUAAAAUUGAAGUGAAGAGUAGAGGUAAUGUUUUACAAUUUCUGGCAAUGUAGCAGUACUGUGUUGCUACAAAGUAAAUACAGUAAAACACGCUUACAGCAAACACGCUUAUGAUGAAUUUACACUUACAGCCAAGUGAUUUUCAUUCCCCUUGGUUUUAAAUGUAUUAAGAAAUUAAUGGAUUAGUGAAUUACAUUUAUAACAAAAUCAAUAAAAUUUUCAUCCCUGGCACUUCAAUAU
Molecule: messenger RNA, 3079 nt
Organism: Saccostrea echinata
Lineage: Eukaryota; Metazoa; Mollusca; Bivalvia; Ostreida; Ostreidae
Product: melanocortin receptor 3-like
Exons: 2
Coding region: 151-1827 (558 amino acids)
Biological process (GO): G protein-coupled receptor signaling pathway
Cellular component (GO): membrane
Molecular function (GO): G protein-coupled receptor activity
Source: RefSeq, a predicted model, not a curated record